Octopus sinensis (East Asian common octopus) is the source of this 618-nucleotide messenger RNA. RefSeq lists its product as uncharacterized. The transcript has a single exon. The record is from RefSeq and is a predicted model, not a curated record. The coding region runs from base 1 to 618 and encodes 205 amino acids. NCBI's taxonomy places the organism in Eukaryota, Metazoa, Mollusca, Cephalopoda, Octopoda, Octopodidae.
AUGAGAGUUCUGAAAGGUUUCUUAAACGAAGAUGACAUCAGAAUAAUAAGAGUGUUACUGACAAAAACGGAAGUCACUGUUCACUUUGCAAAAACAUCGUCAAGAUCAGCGGUUCUCAAAUGUGGCCCCCAGGAUUUUUUUGACUCAAGAUCUUUCUUGACAAAUGUGGGAACCCCUCAAAACGACUCUUUCUCGCCUCUCCUGUUUGUGAUCUACCUAGAGGCCGCCUUGCGAGAAUUGAGAAGCCUUUAUGAGGGGCCAAUCACCAAAAUAAUUUACGCUGAUGACGUCGACAUUGUCUCGACCGACAAUUGCACCUGGGAAACUUGGAGAAUGGUUCCUAAUUAUGAACACGGACAAAGCCGACGUUGUCGAUGUAUCACGUUCAGAAACCCAUCUCAUGAAAACAUGGAGAGUGUCGAAGAAGCUUGGCUCACUGCUUGGAGACCGGGAGGAUAUAAUGCGCAGAAAAACUCUGGCUAUGCUGCUCUAAAAACCGUCAUAAAGGACUGGCUACAAUGUUGUCCUGUGUACCCCUCACUACGCUCUAGAAUCUACAAUGAAUUUGUAAAACCCAUCUUAAUGUAUAAUUCAUCUACAUUUCCGAUACCGAACUAA